GGCAGCACUGUGGUGUUUACAUGUGAUUAGUUAGCAUAUUUUUGUGAUUUCUGUGUAUUUUUCUUCUACGUAUAAUUAAGAGCACCAGUAACCUGCUAGAGUUACCAUAGAUGCAAUACAAUACAGGUACCAUUCUCCUUUUUUAAUGGCGCAAGAAACCCAACCUGUGUCGGUGCCAAAUUUUUACCUGGCGGGAAGAUCUUAGAUUGAGAUCGGAAUAUUUCGAAGGUCAAGGCUGGCUCAGCCAGUGUGGCCCGGCACCAGCCACCAUGGACCACUCGAGAACCCAGGAGUGGGAGAAGCUGCGUGCCACAAUAGCACAGUGGAAUGACAACCGGCUGGACCUGUUCGAGCUCUCAGAGCCGGACCAGAAGCUCAACUUCCAUGGCGUUAUGAGGUUCUACUAUCAGGACUCUGGUCAGAAAGUGUCCACCAAGUGUAUCCGCGUGUCUUCGGACGCCACCUCUCAGGAUGUUAUAGCGACGCUGAUCGAGAAGUUCCGGCCCGACAUGAGGAUGCUGUCGACGCCGCGGUUCGCCCUCUACGAGAUACACGAGAGCGGAGAGGAGCGAGAGCUGGCGCCUGACGAGCGUCCUCUGCACGUGCAGCUCAACUGGCACCAGGACGACCGCGAGGGGCGCUUCCUGCUGCGGAACCUCAACGAAAAACGCUGGUCAUUGCGAGCACCUGGCGAAUCAACACUAGACGAAGGCAACUUCAAACGCAAACUCAGUAAACGAGAGAAGAAAGACCUCAAGAAGAAGGGCAAACUCCACAAGAUUAAGAGCAUAAAUGAUCACGAUUCAAGCGUGGCAGAAAAGCUAUAUACAGAGCUGCCGGAGACGAGUUUCACCCGUUCCAUCAGUAACCCGGAGGCAGUGAUGCGCCGCCGGCGGCAGCAGAAGCUGGAGAAGAAGCUGCAGCAGUUCCGCAGCCGAGACGGAGGACCAGACACCGGCGGAACGCUCAAGAUCUACGGCGAGAGUCUAUGCAGCGACGUGCCGUACAAGACGCUGCUGCUGUCUGUGACCGACACAGCCGCUGCCGUGGUACAGGAGAUGCUCCAAAAGUACGGCAGGUACCGAGAGGAUCCCAACAACUACUGUCUCGUCCAGGUGGUGACCCAGGAGCCGCAGCAGGAGACCCGCGAGUACCGGGCGCCCACGGGGCCCUACAACGAGUACAUUCUGGAGGACGACGAGUGUCCGCUGGCCAUCCUGAUCAACCACCCGCCCACGCCCGGCUCCAUCAUGUUCCACGUGCGCCGGCGGCCCAACGACUACCAGCCGAGGAAGAGGAAGAAGCUGCCCAACCAGCCGUCGACGCCGUCUGAGGUGGACCAUAGCUACCGGGGAACGGACGAGGCCAGCCUGCCGUUCCUGCUCGAACUCAACGCAGACGGCUCGGACGUGCGCCACCAGGCUCCCAGACGGUACAGCCUGCGUCUGAACGUUACCGAGGUGGGCUCGGAGCGCUCUCCGCAGGCGGGCGGCCAGUGUCUCCAGCUGGCCGGCCACAACGUGCACCCGCGUCACUGCGUCAUCGCCCACACGGAGGGUAUAGUGACGGUGACUCCGUGUGGACGGGAGGCCGAGACGUACGUCAACGGACAACGAGUGUACGAGACCACCAUACUACAGCACGGCUGUGUGGUCCAGUUCGGGCGCGUGUACCGGUUCCGGUUCCUGGACCCGGCGCACGAGGCGCACCAGCGUCCCAGGGGGCGCCGGGAGUCCGGCCGCGGCCACAACGAGAGCUACGCUGAGAGCCACGACCCUGGCCGCCGCAACAGCAUGGAGACGACGUUUGAUGUGGCUGGUAAUGUGGAGACAAGAUCCACGGCCAGCCAGAGACACAGGGACAGAGAGGAGACGGCCAGUCAGCGAUCAGACGGAAGGUCGAACAACUACGCCAGUUUCCGUCGUGGUAGCGACCCGAUCCUGCCGGCCGUGCUCGAGUUCAGGGAGGAGACCGAGGACGCGUUCCUGCGGGCUGUCAUCACACGGCUCGACCCGAGCAGCCUGCAGUUCAAACUGGCGCCCACCUAUACUCUCUACAUGGCCGCGAGGUUUCGGGCCAGCACGCACUAUCGCAGUGACCUGUCGCCCAACGAGAGAGCUCUGAGGCUGACCAACGUCCUGGCCAAGGUGGCCUCCAUGAUCCGGGACGUUGUGCAGAUGCGUCGCGGCGACGCCAACUCUCUGGCGUUCUGGAUGGCUAACGCGUCCGAAUACCUGCACUUCCUCAAACAGGACCGGCACGUGAGCGCCUACAGCCGCGACGCACAAGACAUCCUGGCCGAGAGCGUCCAGUCGGCAUUCUGGAACCUGGUGGAUAACGUUCAGUCGGAGCUGGGCGGCUCCAUCGGACACUUCCUCGAGGACCGGGACGACUCGGAUGAGGAGGAGGGUACCACGGCCGAGGUUUUGAGUACGCUGGGUAACACGAUGGCGCUGCUGCGCCGCUGUCGGGUGAACGCCGCCCUCACCAUCCAGCUGUUCUCACAGCUCUUCCACUACAUCAACAUGGGCGUGUUCAACAUGCUCGUCAUGCCCGGCCCGGUCAACUACUGCAGCAGGAUGUGGGGCGAGCGCCUGAAGCGUCGACUGAGCCGCACCGAACUGUGGGCGGACCGCCAGGGGCUGGAGCUGGCCGCCGACUGCCACCUGGGCAGGGUGGUGCAGGCCGCUCACCUACUCACGGCUCCCAAGAACAACGUGGACGACCUGACGGGUAUCACGAGCACGUGCUACAAGCUGAACUCCCUGCAGCUGAGGGCGAUGCUGGAGCGGUACCAGCCGGCGGCCGACGAGCCGGCCAAAAUACCGCCGCAGCUCAUCGACAAUAUUGUCAGGAUUGCCGAGAGCACGUCGGACGAGCUGGCUCGCCAGGACGGCCGCCCGGUGCGUCUGGAGGAGAGCAGGGACCUGCAGCUGCCGUUCCUCCUACCCGAGGACGGGUACUCGUCGGACAUCGUGCGCGGCAUUCCCAACGGUCUGACCGAGUUCAUAGCGCCGCUGCAGCACGCUGGUCUGGCGCGGAUGAGCGAACAGCCCACCAGCUGGGGUUACUGGACCAUCUAUAUGACGGGACAGGAGCACCGGCCGCCGCAAAUGCGCAGUCCGUCGGCCAUGUCCAACCGGUCUAUGGGGGCGCGCGGCCCGCCGGGCGGGGGCGGGGGCGGUCCGCCGCCCGCCGAACCCGAGGUGCAGCUCAUCAAAUUGCAAAAGUCCAACACCGGCAUGGGCCUGAGCAUCGUGGCCGCCAAGGGCCUGGGCCAGGAGCAGGCGGGCAUCUACGUCAAGUCUGUGGUGCGCGGCGGCGCGGCAGACCUGGAUGGGAGACUGGCGGCCGGGGAUCAGCUCUUAGAGGUGGACGGACACAGCCUGAUCGGCAUCACCCAGGAACAGGCGGCCGAGUACAUGAUGAAAACGGGUCCGGUGGUGCUGCUGCGCGUGGCCAAACAGGCGGCUGUCUACCACCGGCUGACGGCGCUACUCUCUCAGCCGUCACCCACCAUGUCCAGAGGGAGCCGACGUGCCAGUGAACGUGGUGGGAUGCCGCCCACGGGCCGCAUCCAGAGCGCAAAGUCCGUGCCGGCGCUUAGCUCGGACGGCGGGGACCGCGGCGGCCCGAUGGCCGGCGUCAGUCGCGGCCACCAGGAGACCUACAACCCCGGCUUCAGCCUGUCGGCGUCCAACGCCAGCCUGGCGGCACUGCCGGGCCCCGGCGCGCCGACCGCCGCGCACGCCCGCUCGCGCUCUGUGCAGAACCUGCACAAACCGGGCGGUCCGGCCGGCGGCGGGCCCGGCCCGGCCCCGGGGCCCGCGCCGCCGCCCCGGCCCAUCUCCGUGCACGCCCACUAUCAGCAGGGACAGCCCGGGCAGAUGCCGGGACAGAUGCUGGGACAGAUGCCGGGUGGGCCGCGUUCGGAGAUGCCCCGCUCCGUCUCCGAGCAUGAGCACCUGCGGUACCGGCACUCCAGCGCCACGUACAGCAACACGGGCCCGGGCGCGUUCGAGCCGCCGCGGCCAGCCGGACCGGACCGGCCGUACAGCGAGCAGCUCUCGCCGGGUCUGGGGCCCGAGCCGGGCGGCCGCGGCGGCCCCGGGCCCGCGGACAGGCCCCCGGCGCACGGCGGCGCGCCGGGCAACGGACUGAUGUACGGCGAGCGGCCGCCUCACGGCUCCGCCGAGGGUAUGACAGGGUAUGGGUAUGAGCGGCCCGUCUCAGCGCACGGACCUCCCGAUGGAGGUAUGGCGCCGUAUGGGGACCGCCACGAGCGGCCGCUACCCCCACACGGCGCGUCGAACGGAAUUUCACAGCACGGCGACCGGCCGCUGCCGCCGCCCCACUCCAGUGCCAACAGCGGUGUGUUGUCCUAUGGGGACCGCCCGCCGCCGCCUCACAGCAGUGCCAACAACAGCGUGUUAUCACAGUACGGCGACAGACCGCUGCCCCCGCACUCCAGCGGCGGCGCGCUGCCCUACGGCGAUCGGCCGCCGCCGCCCCACUCCAGUGCCGGCGGGAUGCCCGGGUACGGGGAGCGGCCCCUGCCGCCCCACAGUGCGGCCCCCGCGUCACCGGCGGCACCGCCGGACCGGCCCCCACUGCCGCCACACAGCGCCGCCGGCGGCGCGCCGCUGUCGUCUCCGUACGGCGAGCGGCGCCCGUCGGGCCCGGAGCCGAUGGCGCAGCGCCGCCGCAGUCGCACCGAGAGCUUCUCGGACCUGCCGCCUCCGCCGCCGCCCGCCUCGGCCGCUCCCGCGGUGCGGUUCGAGGAGCCGCCGCCGGCGCGGCCGCCGCCGCCCCAGGAGCUGUACGGCGAGCCGCUGCCGCCGCCGCCGCCGCCGGCGCAGACCCACCCGCUGUACGGCCAGCCGCCGCAGCGACCGCCGCCGCCGGCGCAGCAGGCUGGGUAUGACGCCGGAAACCCGUGGACGCGCGAGGAGCGAGAAAAGCAGGAGGAGAACCGCAAGAAGGAGGUGGCCCGCAAGUACCGCGACCAGCUGAUUGAGUACCUGGAGGGACUGCCGAACCGCUCCCGCCGCGAGCAGGAACAGCUGCAGGCGCUGGUGCUUGAGAAGCGCUUCCAGGAGCGCUGUGACCUCGGCGGCGAUGACGAUGACGAGGAUGAAGAUGAUGAUGAUGAUAACCAGGAGAUGAACAACUCGCGCGCCGACUCAGACGUGCCUCCGCCGCCGCCGUCCGAGCAGCCGCCGGCUCUGCCGAGCUCUGAGCAGCCGGAGCGGCCGCCGGCGCCGGGGGCCGGCAGUCGAACGGACGAGGUGCGCCGGCGCCAGGCGGAGCUGGAGGCCGCCCAGCAGGCGGAGCAGGGCAUCCUGCGCGAGGCGCAGCGGCGCCGCCAGAUAGAGGAGGACCGCCAGCGCCGCCAGAUGGACGAGGACAGGCAGCGGGUGGCGGCAGCCACGGCGGCGGUGGCGCGCGCGCGCGCUCAGCCGGCCGCGCCGCCGCCGCCCGGCCGCACCGUGUCGUUCGGCGCGGUGACCACGGCCGGUGAGCUGCGGCCGCCGGCCGUGCCGCCCAAACCCGAGGUGGCCGUGGCGUCUGUGGUGAGCACGCGGCGCGUGCAGCUGAACGAGCCGGCCGGCACGCCGCCGCCGCCGCUGCAGCCGGCCGGCGGCGGUCGACACCACGACCCGGACCGGUUCAUUGACGAGGCGCGACAGAUGAUGGCCGCUACCAGCAUCUCGCCGCCCGAGGGACCCACCUCCUCCAGUGUGGACGCCAGCGCCACGCCAGGCGUCAUCGGCGCCCAGGAGGUGUACAGAGACCCGCGCACUCGGCGGCUGGCACUGAUGCAGGACCGCCAGCCGGAGCACUCUCCCGUGCCGGAGAAACUCUCCUUCAAGGAGAAGAUGAAGAUGUUUGCUGCCGAGACCGGCUAACGCUGCGCAGCUGCCCCCGAGACCAGGCGGCGCCGAGAGAGGACGCGGAGGAAGAGAGAGUGAGCUUCUCACCACUAACCCCACACAACACACCACUAACCGGCCGGCCGGCCGACCAGGGCGGCAGCUUGUGAUCGAGACUGGCGAGUGCCGCCGUCGCUUCAUCCGUCCGUCUGUUAGAGAGAAUAGCGUCUAUUUUACACAGUGCAUAUCAUCAUAUACCGCCCGCCGGCGGCGGCUGCGGUGGGUUGUGAUGCAAGGGGUGUCCGGCCGACUAGUUUGUAGCGAGCUGAGGCGCCGGGCUGCUGGACCUCCGCGGGCCCUCGGGGACCCGCAUGGGCCCUGCCGCCGAGAACGUCAGUCUGUGUCGAUGUCCGUGACAUUUGUGGCCUUUCAUAUUCAGAUGGAUGAUUUGACGAAGAUGGGAAGUCGCGAGGUUUCGAUGAGAUUCAUGCAUUGGCAGAUCAUGGUACUUUUAAACCCUAUGGACGCUAGGCGGCUGUAUGAAGUUCUAAUGCUCCGCAGAGGAUCAGAAUACGCGGCCCGUCCUUUCGCUGUGUAAUCCGCCGAGUCGUUGACGGCGCCACGCUGGCCGCUCUAGUUUUGUAUGCUCUUUAUGGUGGAUCAUAUCGUGUAUAGCUGGGGCCGCGUGGGGUCCAGAGGACUGCGAACAUGGAACGUAAGCAGCUGUGCGGAGCCGCCCGCGGUCAGCUGUGAUGUAACCCGGGCUGAACCGGACGCAGCUGUGUUUUACAGGCGACUACGGGGGAGAAAUGACCGCUAAAUUUGUAGAUAUGUGGUAGCUUGGUGACGAAACAUUUUUAUCGAGAGUAGUUUGAUGUUUAGAGAACACAUUUUAUCGAAAGUACUUGGCUGUACGCCCGUCGGUGCGUUCUGUGACGCUUCCUGUGCCCAGAGGUGCCUAUCGUCGGGCGGUUUCCGAGGCGUGCCUAUUGUUGGCAGUGUCGUAUGUCCCAGAGGGGUGCCUACCGUUGGCAAUGUCGUGUGCUGAGAGGGGUGCCUAAUGCCUAUCGUUGGCAGUGUCCUGUGCUGAUGGUACCGUGGCUGUAAGUAGGCAGCUGCUGUGGGGCAGAUAAGAGACCCAGGGGAUGUACAGAGAUUCGUGACGCCUGACGGGCCCAGGACAAAAUAUAUCUCAUGAAUGC
Messenger RNA from Amphibalanus amphitrite, 7075 nucleotides. Its product is annotated as afadin-like. NCBI's taxonomy places the organism in Eukaryota, Metazoa, Arthropoda, Thecostraca, Balanomorpha, Balanidae. Gene Ontology annotation, biological process: regulation of protein localization; signal transduction. Gene Ontology annotation, molecular function: cell adhesion molecule binding. The transcript has 30 exons. The record is from RefSeq and is a predicted model, not a curated record. Bases 270 to 5909 code for a protein of 1879 amino acids. Gene Ontology annotation, cellular component: adherens junction.